This is a messenger RNA of Bactrocera tryoni, 601 nucleotides long. RefSeq lists its product as uncharacterized. The transcript is spliced from 4 exons. NCBI's taxonomy places the organism in Eukaryota, Metazoa, Arthropoda, Insecta, Diptera, Tephritidae. Bases 237 to 575 code for a protein of 112 amino acids. The record is from RefSeq and is a predicted model, not a curated record.
UCUGCGGCUAUGCGCAAUAUAUGCAUUUAUCUAAAUACAAUUAAAAUCCCGCAUAAAUUAUUUGCUUUUUGAAACUACUACACAUGAAAAAAUGCAUGUGAAUCAUGGUGCACCCUCAUUUCGCUCAUCAUGGCUUGCUUUGUCUUCAUCUGAAAUCAGUCGGGAAAUUUCGUGCUUCAACAGACAAAAUAACUAAAACUGUUAAAUAAAUAAGGAAUUGAUUAAUAAAAACGCAAAUGUUGGUAAAAUUGAAAAGUGGGAAUGUGAUAAAACUCAUUGAAAUAAACACAGUUACCAGAGCGAAAGAUGAGCUUGAUUUCAUUUGUUCAAAAUUCGGCAUUGCGUACAAUAUCACAAUAAAAUUUCUGGACCGGGAUAAAGUUCCAAUAGAGGAAGGCCAAAUAGUAUCUACAAUUAAGCAGUUUGGAAGUUGCUCCUGUUUUUUGCUAGAAAUUUUAGACAAAGAAAAUCAUUUCAAUGACAAGGCAAUAAGCUCUAGUUUUGAAGCUAUCGGAAAUGAAGCAUUAUUGGACUUUCUUAAGGAAGGUGAUGGUGCUCAUAUACUGGAGAAAUAAAACCAAACAAAAACAUUAAGUGAUGC